Molecule: messenger RNA, 1083 nt
Organism: Maudiozyma saulgeensis
Lineage: Eukaryota; Fungi; Ascomycota; Saccharomycetes; Saccharomycetales; Saccharomycetaceae
Source: the annotation of a GenBank genome assembly
AUGAAUCAAGUCGCUGAAGAAGCUGUUGAGCAAGCAGCUGAACAAAUAUUCGAUCAAGUGAUUAGUAAUUCUACCAAUGUACUAGAAUUUCUACACUUAGAAAAUUUACCUUCCUGGGUCUCCUAUGACAUUCCAACCAUACAACAUCCAUUUGGUUUACAAUUAUGGCCUAUCUUCUCUAAGGCAUUUGAAUACUUCGCCGGCUAUCCAGCAGAAGAUUUCCAAUUCAUUCAUAAUGAAACUUUUAUGGCUAACGGUCAACACGCUAUUGGAUUGAUCAUUGUCUAUUACAUUGUCAUCUUUGGUGGUCAAGCUAUCCUUAGAAAAUUGAAUGCUUCUCCAAUGCAUUUCAAGAUUAUUUUCCAAUUGCACAAUUUGUUUUUAACUACCGCAUCUUUGGUUUUGUUAUUGCUACUGAUUGAACAAUUGAUUCCAAUGGUUUACCAACACGGUCUAUUGUAUUCCAUUUGUUCUCCUCAUGCUUUUGCUCCAAAAUUGAUUACUUUGUACUAUUUCAACUAUUUGACUAAAUACAUUGAAUUGAUCGAUACCGUUUUCUUAAUCUUAAAGAGAAAGAAGUUGUUAUUCUUACAUACUUACCAUCAUGGUGCUACUGCUCUAUUGUGUUACACUCAAUUGAUGGGCCGUACCUCUGUUGAAUGGGUUCCAAUUACUUUGAAUUUAGCUGUUCAUGUUGUCAUGUACUGGUACUAUUUCCUAAGUUCUUGCCAUAUUAGAGUCUGGUGGAAGCAAUGGGUCACUAGAUUCCAAAUUAUUCAAUUUUUGAUCGAUUUAGUGUUUGUCUAUUUUGCUACUUACACUUUUUACGCUCAUAAAUACGCUGAUGGUAUCUUACCAAACAAAGGUACUUGUUAUGGUACUCCAGAUGCUGCCGCUUACGGUUAUUUGAUUCUAACUUCUUACUUAGUUCUAUUCAUUUCUUUUUACAUUAGUUCUUACAAGAAAUCUAGUAAGAAAUCUGAAAAGAAGAAUGAAUCUGCUGCUGGUAAGGAUGUUAAAUCUUCCGCUAAGACUACUGGUUCCAAGAGUAAGUCUACCAAGGCUUCUUCCAGAAAGGCUUAG